Glarea lozoyensis ATCC 20868 is the source of this 918-nucleotide messenger RNA. Its product is annotated as vacuolar iron transporter Ccc1. The record is from RefSeq and is a predicted model, not a curated record. The coding region runs from base 1 to 918 and encodes 305 amino acids. Lineage: Eukaryota; Fungi; Ascomycota; Leotiomycetes; Helotiales; Helotiaceae. The transcript is spliced from 2 exons. Gene Ontology annotation, molecular function: manganese ion transmembrane transporter activity; iron ion transmembrane transporter activity. Gene Ontology annotation, cellular component: fungal-type vacuole membrane. Gene Ontology annotation, biological process: intracellular manganese ion homeostasis.
AUGUCUCUCGUCGCUCUCAAAAACCUCUUCUACGGAAAAACAAUCACACCUCUCCCGCGCCCAAGAUCAAACACCUCCUGGACCAACGCCUCAGAACCAUUACUCUCGCCCACCGACCGCUCACCUCGUCCUCCGGAAUCAUUCAAACACGGCGACUUAGAAUCUCAACACCCCAUCUCAUCUCAACCCUCAAAACCCAAGUCCAAAGGCUUCCGCAUCGACGCCCGCGUCAUCUCAGACGCUACUAUCGGCCUCUCAGACGGCCUCACCGUUCCCUUCGCCCUCACAGCCGGCCUCUCAGCGCUGGGCAACACCAAAUUCGUCAUCUAUGGCGGCUUUGCCGAGCUCAUCGCCGGUGCGAUAUCCAUGGGCGUAGGAGGGUAUCUAGGCGCGAAGAGUGAAUCCGCAUCAUACAAAGCCCAAAAAGAAGAAGUGCAACUCCUAGUCGCAACAGACCCUCACGCCGUAACCACAACGCUAACCCAGAUCUUCGUCCCUUACAACAUCCCCUCCCGCCCCCUCUCAGAAAUCACAGCCUCCCUCUCCCAAUCCCCGCAUCUCGUCGACUUCAUCAUGAAAUUCUCACACUGUCUCGAAGAGCCCGCUUCAUCGCGGGCUUUCACGUCCGCGGCCACGAUCGCGCUCGCUUAUUUUCUCGGGGGAUUGCUCCCGCUGAUCCCGUAUUUCUUUGUCGGUGUCGAUCAGGUGUAUCGGGGAUUGUAUAUUAGUAUCGGGGUGAUGGUCACGGCGUUAUUCGCGUUUGGGUAUGGCAAGACGUGUGCGGUUGUGGGGUGGGAGGGACGACGGAAUGUGAGGGAGGGCUGUUGGGGGGGUGUGCAGAUGGUGUUUGUGGGGAGUGUGGCGGCGGGGGCGGCGAUGGGGUUGGUGAGGGGGUUUAGUCGGGAGGAUGGGGUGUGA